Messenger RNA from Thamnophis elegans (Western terrestrial garter snake), 2797 nucleotides. It is a transcript of the gene PIGK, whose product is annotated as phosphatidylinositol glycan anchor biosynthesis class K. The record is from RefSeq and is a predicted model, not a curated record. Lineage: Eukaryota; Metazoa; Chordata; Lepidosauria; Squamata; Natricidae. Gene Ontology annotation, molecular function: GPI-anchor transamidase activity. Gene Ontology annotation, biological process: proteolysis; protein localization to cell surface; attachment of GPI anchor to protein. The transcript is spliced from 11 exons. The coding region runs from base 5 to 1234 and encodes 409 amino acids. Gene Ontology annotation, cellular component: GPI-anchor transamidase complex.
GCCAAUGACCGCUUUUCUUCCUUCCUGGGUCCUGCGGAGAGGCAAGAUGGCUGCCCCCAGCCCGAGCCGGUGUCUUUUUCUAGCAGCAACAGCGCUGCUGCUUCUUUUCUUCGGCCGCUGCAGUUCGGCGGUCGGUCACGGAGCGCAGGAUCAAGCAGAACAUUUUUUUAGAAGCGGACAUACAAACAACUGGGCUGUUCUGGUGUGCACAUCUCGAUUCUGGUUUAACUAUCGCCAUGUGGCCAAUACUCUCUCAGUUUACAGAAGUGUCAAGAGACUUGGAAUUCCUGAUAGUCAUAUAGUUUUAAUGCUAGCAGAUGAUAUGGCCUGCAAUCCAAGAAAUCCGGUUCCAGCCACUGUGUUUAGUCACAAAAACAUGGAACUGAAUGUCUACGGAGAUGACGUGGAAGUGGAUUACCGAAAUUAUGAGGUUACCGUGGAAAAUUUUUUGAGAGUGUUAACAGGCCGAAUACCAGCAAGUGCGCCUCGUUCCAAACGUUUGCUUUCUGAUGACAGAAGCAAUAUUCUCAUAUAUAUGACAGGUCAUGGUGGGAAUGGUUUCUUGAAAUUUCAAGAUUCGGAAGAAAUCACGAAUGUGGAACUCGCUGAUGCCUUUGAACAAAUGUGGCAGAAAAGGAGGUACAAUGAAUUGCUAUUUAUCAUUGAUACAUGCCAAGGAGCAUCGAUGUACGAGCGGUUUUAUUCUCCCAAUAUAAUGGCUUUGGCUAGCAGCCAAGUUGGAGAAGAUUCACUUUCUCAUCAACCAGAUCUUGGCAUUGGUGUCCAUUUGAUGGAUAGAUAUACAUUUUACGUCUUGGAAUUUUUAGAAGAAAUUAACCCAGCAAGCCAGACGAAUAUGAAUGACCUGUUUCAGGUAUGCCCUAAAAGUUUGUGUGUAUCAACACCUGGACACCGGACAGAUCUGUUUCAGAGAAAUCCUGACAAUGUCUUGAUAACUGAUUUUUUUGGGAGUGUACGAAAAGUGGAAAUUACAACUGAGACAGUUUCUCUGGAUCCUAAUUUGGCACCUGCAGAAAUAAGGCCUGUUAUGGACGAAAUAGCAACGGAACCUUUAAAAUAUGCAGAACAGCUUCCAGUAGCACAAAUAAUACACCAGAAACCGAAACAAAAGGACUGGCAUCCUCCCGGAGGCUUUAUUUUGGGACUUUGGGCUCUAAUUAUCAUGGUCUUCUUUAAAACCUAUGGAAUCAAGCACAUGAAGCACAUCUUUUAGAACUUCAAAGCAACCACAUUUGAACUGUGAAUGUCUCCCUAUCUGAAAAUAUUUGAAUGGAUAAUGUCAUGAACUUAUCUGCUUGAAAUAUUUUGUCACAUUUUGUUUCAUCUCUUAAAAUGAACUUUAAUUUAACUUUUUUUUAUUUUUAAAACACAACGUAAUUUCAUAACAGGGUUGAAGUUACUCUACUUGUAAAUUUCCACCUGCAAGAAUCCACUAGUAGAAAAACAAAUCUGUACUGCGUACAAACAAGGCUACUUUGAAAGAACAUAAGCAUGAGUACGUUUCCUUCAAGAUCACAGCAACCCUACAAUACAAGAAAGCAUCAUGAAUGCCACCAUGAAGACAGACUCUAGGUGAAAAAAAACCUCUACAGUUAAGUGGCAGUGCUAAGAUCUUAGAAAAUUUGUUUCUUAUCCUUCUUUCCAUCAUAUCUGAAAUGACAGUUAUUGUUAUUUUUCAUUAUGUAGAGCACCUGAUGAGUAGCUUUUAUUUCUAUAAUAGCCAGGCAAGAAUAUCUUGUUAUGAAAAAGAAUGGUUAGAUCAAACAGUGGGAGGUAAUAGAUGAAUGCAGAGGACAUUUUAUUAAAAUAUUUUAAAAUAAAUGAACAUCUGAGCUGCACUGAACAAUAGUCGUGUCUAUUAUUAUUUAUAAAAAAUAGUUCCGCUGUCAUUGAAGCAAAGGUUUAGACAAUAUGCGGAACCUUAUUUAAGAUGUCUUCCUAUUGAUAUAUACUUAAGUCACUUGGCAGAUUUUUGCUGUACGUAUUGAAUAUCUGCUCAACAGAAACAAAAAUACUCUCAGGGAAUAUUGAUUAGUACUGUUUAAAUUCAGCCUCUUAGAUCAAACCUUUGCCUGCAGCUAUUAUAUUUCUAGGAUCGCAUGACUCAUUCAAAUUUACAACCAAUAGAAAAUUCAUCAGUUCUUCAGUAAUUAUGCACUUAGAUUUUCCACAUCCAGUCCGCUAGCCUGGUAGAUCCAGAUUACAUUCAAAGGCAUGGGCAUAAAACAUGUUUAAUAUAGCUUUAGACUGAGCUAUACAUUUGUGUACAUACAAUUCCUGAGGUAGCAUGUUCAUGGAGAAAGGUAUAGGUAAAUAUUUUUGAGUGGAUUAUGCUAAAUCAUUUAAAUCAAACCUGCACAUAUAUGGGUAUUUAUUUUUAUUUAGGAUACAAAAGCUGGGUGACAUACCAUAGAACAUUGUUUCUGAAACUUGGCAGCUUUAAGAUAUGUGGACUUCUGGAAUUUUCCAGCAAGAGAAGUCCAUAUGUCUUCAAACAGUCAAGGUUGAGAAACAUUGCCAUAGACCUAGGAUGCAUUACUACAAGUUCUGCAUUAUGGUGAGUAUAAUUCUCUAUUGGGGAUAUUCUGUUUCAUAAACACAAAACACUGACUAGUAUGAGGAAUGAAAUGAUUUUGUGUGUUUCAGAUUUCACUUCAUACAUAAUUAGUUGGGUUUAUAUAAUAUUGAAUUAGAGGCAAAAAGAAACUGUGGAUUACUUAUAUAGAUAAGGUAAGAUCAACAUUGCUAAAUCUGAAUUUGAUUAAGAUAGUUGUCU